AUGGUGAAGAAUGAUGCAACUUUGAGAAAUUUGAAGAACCAAAUAGGGCAGAUAGCAAACGAACUUCGAAAUAAACAACACGGAGCUUUACCUAGUGACAUGGAGAACCUAAGAAAACCGAGUAAGGAGAAUUGGAAAGCGAAUAAGUUGCUUCCUCAGUUGAAGGAUCUAGGAAGUUUCAUCAUACCUCGCAAUAUUGGAGAAUCUUGUUGUGGUAAAACUUUGGGCUAUUUGGGAUCGAGUAUCAACUUAAUGCCUACGUCUUUUUUUAAAGGAUUAGGUAUUGGUAAGGCCAAACCGACAACAAUUACACUCCAAUUGGUGGAUCGAUCUUUAGCAUACCUCGAAGGAGAGAUCGAGGAUGUCUUGGUUUGUGUUGAUAAAUUCAUAUUUUGUGCUGACUAUAUUAACUUAGAUUUUGAAGCAGAUAAAGGAGUACCAAUCAUCUUAGAAAGACCUUUCCUGGAAGCUGGUAGGACGAGAGUCGAUGUACAGAAAGGUGAACUCACCAUGCAAGUUCAAGAUGAAUAA
This is a messenger RNA of Gossypium raimondii (Peruvian cotton), 531 nucleotides long. RefSeq lists its product as uncharacterized. Lineage: Eukaryota; Viridiplantae; Streptophyta; Magnoliopsida; Malvales; Malvaceae. Bases 1 to 531 code for a protein of 176 amino acids. The record is from RefSeq and is a predicted model, not a curated record. The transcript has 2 exons.